CGCCACCGCUCUCAUUCAGACAAUGGGAUGUUCCAACUCUGGUGACACCCACUGGCCCGCCGCCCCUCUCUAAGCCUCCUGCUCUUAUACCACCUUCAAGGCCUUUUGUGUUGCAAAACCCAGCAAAUGUUUCUGUUUCUCCAAUGCAGUUGCCACCCAUAUCUGACUCUGUGGAGAAGGUAGAGGAGACUCCAAAACCAAAGUUAAAGCCUUUACAUUGGGAUAAAGUUAGAGCCAGCUCUGAUCGCGAGAUGGUGUGGGAUCAGCUAAGAUCGAGCUCGUUUAAGUUGAAUGAAGAAAUGAUCGAAACAUUGUUCGUUGUAAACAACCCUAACUUAAAACCGAAGGAAACAACUCCACGCUCGGUUAUUCCAUCGCCAAAUGUAGAGAAUAGAGUACUUGAUCCCAAAAAGUCACAAAAUAUUGCAAUUUCGUUAAGGGCGCUCAAUGUAACUAUAGAGGAAGUAUGUGAAGCCCUUUUAGAAGGUAUAGCCCCCACUUCUUUUGGCUACACGUUUGAACGUGCCUUUUUGUUGUUCUCCCUUUUUAAAGUUUCAUUGUUGAAUAACUGCCUCGAUUUGGUUGCGGUGUUUGCGG
Molecule: messenger RNA, 597 nt
Organism: Morus notabilis
Lineage: Eukaryota; Viridiplantae; Streptophyta; Magnoliopsida; Rosales; Moraceae
Product: formin-like protein 1
Exons: 2
Biological process (GO): actin nucleation; actin cytoskeleton organization
Molecular function (GO): actin filament binding
Source: RefSeq, a predicted model, not a curated record